AUGGCCGUCGCGUCCGCGCGUGCAUGCACCUCGUCGACCGCUGACUACCCGUUGUUCGCGGAAGCGCUGCGCGCCUGGAGGAGCCGCGAAGGGGUUAACCAGCCCCCCGUGCAAGUUGAAGUGACGCUGAGCCCCGCGACUGCACGCGCGGUGCCUUGUGAACCAACCCUUAAAGUUGAAGCGACUGUGGAGUCCACUUUUGAGUCGCCGUCGGAGUCGACUUACCAGGCGAUUCCUGAGGAGAUUUCCGAGUUGACUCCCCCGGCGAUUUCUGAGGCGACUUGUGAAUCGACUCACGAGCAGUUCCAGCUGCAAGUGACGCUGAGCUCCGCGCCUGCUACAGUGGAGGUGGAAGAUUCGCGGAGUGACUGCGAGCAAACGAGCAGUGGCAGCGACUACAGCAAGGAGACGAUUUCUGUCAGCAGCAGCAACGACGCGAGUUGUGACACGCACGUGGAGAUAUACGGCAGCACAGGAGCGCGUGUGAAGGUGGGUGGUGUGGAGGAGGAGGCAUGGAAUGCACGUGGUGGUGCUCUAGCCCACCAGAAGCCUACAGCAAGCAGCAUGAGGCAGCAGCAGGAGAUAAAGCACGCUCUGAAGUGCAGUGGGAGGAGGAACGCUGGCAGCACCACCAAGGCAGCAACAAGACGUCCUUCGAGGCCUUGA
Molecule: messenger RNA, 666 nt
Organism: Closterium sp. Yama58-4
Lineage: Eukaryota; Viridiplantae; Streptophyta; Zygnematophyceae; Desmidiales; Closteriaceae
Source: the annotation of a GenBank genome assembly